Messenger RNA from Conger conger (European conger), 3342 nucleotides. Its product is annotated as zinc finger protein 143-like. The transcript has 16 exons. Gene Ontology annotation, cellular component: transcription regulator complex; PcG protein complex. Lineage: Eukaryota; Metazoa; Chordata; Actinopteri; Anguilliformes; Congridae. Gene Ontology annotation, biological process: regulation of transcription by RNA polymerase II. The record is from RefSeq and is a predicted model, not a curated record. Gene Ontology annotation, molecular function: RNA polymerase II cis-regulatory region sequence-specific DNA binding; DNA-binding transcription factor activity, RNA polymerase II-specific. Bases 272 to 2182 code for a protein of 636 amino acids.
CUUUAACGCGGGUAGUUCGAGCUCGAAGAGUGAUUGAAAUGCAUUACACCAAUUAGUGCAGUCAUAGACUCGUCAUCUGAACGCUAAUAGCCAACCGCUGUCUCAUACUGAUUUUGUUCUGCCCACAUCAAGACAAAUUUACUUUCUAUACAUGUUCCAGGGCCUUACAAACAGAGGACGUUUCCUGCCCUGAUGCAUGGUGGUCGGACGAAGGAAUUGUUGGAAAAUUUCGGAGUGAUCUGAGCACAGGGUGUUGGUGUGCAACACAAUCAUGCUGUUGGCUCAGAUUAACCGUGACACGCAAGGAAUGGCAGAAUUCCAGGAUGCGGGCGGGGACACCCAGCACGUCACACUCUGUCUGGCUGAAGCUGUUGCCGUGGCAGAUGAUGAUCAAAUGGAGAGCAUGGACACUGUAAGUUUGCAGGCUGUGACCCUUGCAGACGGCUCCACAGCAUAUAUACAGCACAGUCCGCAAGAUGGCAAGUUCAUGGAUGGACAGGUUAUUCAGCUCGAUGAUGGAUCUGCUGCCUACGUUCAACAUGUCUCUAUGCCAAAAUCAGGUGAUGACACUCUGAGACUAGAGGACGGCCAGGCUGUGCAGCUGGAGGAUGGAACAACGGCUUACAUUCAUCACACACCCAAAGUGUUCUCCUCCCCUGAGAUGUAUGACCAGAGCACCCUGCAGGCGGUGCAGCUGGAGGAUGGCACCACCGCCUACAUCCAGCACACUGUGCAGCUGCCGCAGACCAACACCAUCCUGGCCAUCCAGGCUGACGGCACGGUGUCCGACCUGCAGGCCGAGGGCACCAUCGACCCGGAGACCCUCAGCGUGCUGGAGCAGUACACCGCCAAGGUGGAGAGUGCAGAGUAUGUCUCGGGAGCAGGGCUAGUCAACCAAAAUGACCCUGACCGAGGUGUCCAGAUGCAGAUUGUUCUGCAGGGCCCAGGAGGACGCAGCCUGCUCAAGGCCCAGCAGGCGGGAGAGAAGACCUUCCGCUGUGACUAUGAAGGCUGUGGCAAACUGUACACGACGGCACACCACCUAAAGGUACACGAGAGAUCGCACACAGGAGACAGGCCAUAUACGUGUGAUCAUCUGGGCUGUGGGAAGAAGUUUGCCACAGGCUAUGGCUUGAAGAGCCACAUUCGGACACACACGGGCGAGAAGCCGUACCGCUGUCAGGAGUUCAACUGUCAUAAAUCAUUCAAGACAUCAGGGGACCUGCAGAAGCACAUUCGGACACACACAGGGGAGCGGCCGUUCAGGUGUCCGUUUGAGGGCUGCGGGCGCUCCUUCACCACCUCCAACAUCCGCAAGGUGCACAUCCGCACCCACACGGGGGAGCGGCCCUACUACUGCUCUGAGCCAGGCUGCGGACGAGCCUUCGCCAGCGCCACCAACUACAAGAACCACGUGAGGAUCCACACAGGGGAGAAGCCGUACAUGUGCAUGGUGCCAGGCUGUGAUAAGCGUUUCACAGAGUACUCCAGCCUCUACAAGCACCACGUGGUCCACACCCCCUGCAAGCCUUACAACUGCAACCAUUGUGGCAAGACCUACAAGCAGAUCUCCACGCUGGCCAUGCACAAGCGCACGGCACACAACGACACUGAGCCCAUCGAGGAGGAGCAGGAGGCCUAUUUUGAACCUCCCACAGACGCCAUUGAUGACCCUGGGGUUACCUACACACCAGUUGUGGAAGAGGAGGAUUCCGGGUCGGAGCAGGUGUCUACCGGCACUGUUGAGGUCCUGGGGCAACAGCACGUGUCCCUUAUUACCCAAGAUGGAACCCAGCAGGUCAGUAUCUCCCAGGCUGACAUGCAGGCAUUGAGAAACACGAUCACCAUGGUAACGCAAGAUGGCACCACUAUCACUGUCCCGGCCCAUGAGGCAGUGCUUUCGGGCGAGACUCACUCUGUCACCAUGGUGACUGCAGAUGGCACGGAAGGCCAGGUAGCUAUCGUGACCCCUGACCUCGCCACAUUCCACGCAGCGCAGGCUGAGCUGGUGCAGGAGCACGGGCAGCACCUGGUCACAGCCGACUCUCAACCCAUCACUCUGCUGGCCACCUCCAACGGCACCCAGAUCGCAGUCCAGCUGACUGAGCAGCCUUCAUUGGAAGAAGCCAUUAGAAUAGCCUCAAGCAUACAACAAGGGGAAACUCCAGGACUUGACGACUAAUGAUUACACACUGACUUACAAGCACAGACUGUUCAGGGCAAAAUGGCUUAAAAAUUAAUUGCAAAAAAAACAUAGUGCGCUGAAUUGAAAUUAAAGGACUUUGUGUAUAGUUUAUGUACAUAUGUUUUAAACAUGCACUUGGGAUCUUGUGGUCCUUCCUUGUUAAAUAAAAUGUUGAAUUUUGGGGGGCUGAAAAAAGGGCUGAGCUUGAGUGCGUUUGUAAUACUGAUCUGUCACAUGACUGGAGAAACCAUGUUUCAACUGUCUUUGGGCAGUAUGCCAACGGCCACCUUUUACAGAAGGAUGUUUCUCAACAAAUUGUUUUUUUUUUUAGUCUGGGAAAGUUCAUUAUUUUGAAGGUUAAAAUUAACAAUACAUGGAAUAUGUAUUAUCUCACCAGGAUAGUGUUUUAAGCAAAAUACAAAUACACAUUCUUAUAAUAAAUUAAGGAUGGUACUUUUGGGAGCGUUAUUUCUCUUCAAGGUCUGUUGGUUCAGAUACCAAAAAUUGACAGGUCUUGAAUUGAAUUGAUCAAUAUAGCAGUACACCUAAAGGAGAAAAACAAUCACAUUAUAUUCAUAUGCAAGUUAUUUUACGGCCAACAAUUUAAAAUAAGCCGUUUUUAUUUCAAAAACUAUUAACUGCAUGUCUUGCAGGAAACGGUAGCUCCAACUCCUGCUUACACAUCACUGACAUUGAUUCAAUUGUUAUUAUUAAUUAUGCAUUUUUUUGCAAAGCAGUCUACUGAUGGACACUCCACACCCAUGCAACGCUCUCCCUGAGAGUAGAUUGUAUAUUUGCGUUUUUCGCCUGACAAUGAUUGUGAUUGAUGCUACUGAAUUGUGGAGAAGGGCUACUGUGAAGCUGUGUUCUUUCUGUGAAGUAAAGAACCUGACCAAAACUUUGAAGUGUCUAGUGGGUUGCAGAUCCCCUUUAACAUGCCCAUCCCUGGAAAGGGCUUGGUGCUGUUUACAGAUCAGUGGUUUGACCCCACAGAUUACCAUGCUCUCAAAUUUGUAUAUGUUUUUUGUUUUUUUCUUGGUUAAUAUAUUUACUAUGUAUUUUUGCAUUCCGUGCUUUGAAUGAAUAUAUUUUAAAGCUGUAUUAUGCACAAAGGAUGGAUAAGCAUUGGCUAUGCAAGAUUAAAAUGGUACAAUCUG